AUGGCCACGCCCUCCUCGUCCGCAACAACUCCCUCCCCAAGACCUCGCUAUCUCCAGUCUGCAGGGAGCGCGUCGUCCUCCGCCAUCGCGCCAAACGGAAUGCCGUCCGUCGAAGGCGUUGACAGAGACCACCUCGCCCAGAAGAUCACGGCCGGUGCUCAUCUCGGAGAGCUUGCCCUUAACCUGCGCGCUCGUCUGCUCUACGCCAACUUCAAGGUAAAGAGCAGCUCGACAGGCAACUCCUUUCAUGAGUUGGACAAUCAACACGCAGCCCCAGGCAAACAUACUCCAAGCACCAAGCGAACGGCAAACUUCUUCGGCGAGCCUGGGAGCCCCGGCGGCGGCGGAGCACAUGCCCCGCGCUCAGCCAAGAAGGGUUCAAUGGCUCCUCCUCCAUCGGUCACCGCGUCCGCCACGCAAAGCCUUUUCUCGUCGCUUUUGGCGCCACCACCCGCAAAGCGCGCUCGUACCAUUCACAAUCCCGAAGACCCUCCGGCCGCCGCCCCGGAGAAACCUGCUGAGCCCCACCGUACUCCUCAUCGAAGCAGCAAGGCCACGCGCACACCCGACACCCACAGCAAAUCGAAGUCGAGGAAAACCAAAGAGAAGGAGAAGGAGAAGGCUGGGCGUACGCCCGCUGGGAAGGGCAAGGGCAAGGGCAAACAGCGCGUCACGGCCGAGGGUAGCUUCGAAGAACGAGACAUCGACAUCGAGGCAGCGACGACUCUGACCACGAUUCUUCUGAAUCAGCAGCGCACCUCCGCGUCGACCACAGCGGGCUCUCCCAGGUCCAGCAUUUCUGCAGGAUCCGACCCGGGUUCUGUGCACUCAUUCGCGCAGUACGCUCAAAGUGCCGCCCGAACUGCCCCCGGAGGAAAGCCUGCGCGGACCGCGUCGCAACACUCGCUUUUCGGCAGAGCAACUCGUUCCACGGCCACGCCUCCACACUCUCCCGGCAUGUCGCAAGCGUCGCCCGCGCUAUCGCAUGCGAAGGCACGACGGCCGAGCGUAUCCCAUGGUAGCGGUCUACGCCCAGAAGGCGCCGGGACUCCGAAGAUGACACCCCGUGACCGUGUCGACGACACGGAUGCUGCCGAUAUGCUGCUUCUUAUGGCCACCUCUCCGUCCCCUGCCCGCCCGUCGGCAAGUCGAGACUCUGACGCAAGAGAUGCAGCCGCGUUCCGCGCCCUCCGUGGAGGAGGCUCGGGUCUCAAAGGUCGCGUCCUGUUCCUCACUGGAGAUGAGGGCAUCGGCAGCCCUCGAAUGCUUCAGAGGGACUAUAGCGGUAGCUUUGCCUCCGUCUCCAGUAUCGCCACGGAACCGGCGUCGCCACGUGCCCAACCGGCCUUGGUCGCAAGGCGCGACUCGAAUGCCCCCAAUGCCCCUUCGAGAUUAUCCAGCGUUCAUGAUGCGCCUCGUGCGCUUGCCACGGGCCAUUUGGAAGUACCUCUGCUACCUACAGUAACACCGCCGACUCCAACGGAUCCAGCCCCUUCGCAACUCUCACCCCCCGCAUUAUCCGCCUCUCAGCGGCCACACCAGCAUCUACAAUCCCCCUCUCGCGGUCCCCGGUACACGCUCCCCCCCUCGGUUCCUGAUCCGCACACCCCCAAUCCUGCUUUCAGUCUGAGCGAAUAUAUGCACGUGUCCCCGUCACCCGCCACCGCGAUGACAGGACUGUCGCUCCUCCCCUCUCAUGCUGGACGCAGACUGUUCGAGGACCACCAUGGCCACCCAUUGACUAUGCCGCCCCCUGAGGUCCCCUCUUCCCCCUCCCGCAUAGCUGGCCCUCGGACUUCACAGAGCUAA
Epithele typhae is the source of this 1809-nucleotide messenger RNA. RefSeq lists its product as uncharacterized. The coding region runs from base 1 to 1809 and encodes 602 amino acids. NCBI's taxonomy places the organism in Eukaryota, Fungi, Basidiomycota, Agaricomycetes, Polyporales, Epitheliaceae. The record is from RefSeq and is a predicted model, not a curated record. The transcript is spliced from 2 exons.